AUGGCAACUGCUCAGAUGCACCGAAGCGCGGUGAGCUCGGUGACACUACCUAACCGCAUCGCUACAGAGCAGCAGUCUUUGGUUCUUGUGAAGAGGCUGCUGGCCAUCUCCGUGUCGUGUGUCACUUACUUGAGGGGCUUAUUUCCUGAAUAUGCAUAUGGGACAAAAUACCUGGAAGACGUAUGUGUAAAGAUUCUAAGGGAAGAUAAAGGCUGUCCUGGCUCCACCCAGAUGGUGAAGUGGAUUUUGGGCUGUUAUGAUGCAUUACAAAAAAAAUAUCUGAGAAUGGUGAUAUUAGCGCUUUACACCGACAUUGAAGAUCCAAAGACCGUCACUGAAUGCUACCAGUUUAAGUUUAGCUACACUCCUAGCGGACCCAUUAUGGACGUCAGCAGCAAUAAAGGAAGCAUUGCUUCCGUCUGCACAGAUUUGAGGACAUCCAGCAUCCUGCUGGUCCGCAAACUGUACAUUUUGAUGCAGAAUUUGGGUCCUCUGCCAAACGAUGUCUUUCUGACUAUGAAGCUGUUUUAUUACGAUGAAGUUACACCAAUGGACUAUCAUCCUCCCGGCUUCAAAGAAGGGACCUGUGACGGCAUGAUGUUUGAAGGGGAACCCAUGUAUCUAAAAGUGGGGGAGGUGGCUACACCUUUUCAUAACUUAAAAGUAAGGGUGACCACAGAAAAAGACAGGAUGGAAAACCUUGAAAAGAACAUCCUAAAGAAUGUAGAGCACAAAACUCCCAUGCCAGCCAUCAGGAUGGACGUGGACGAAGCUCAAGAUACAGGCAGUUUUGAUGAGCCACUUCACGAGCCUUCAGUUGAUUUUGAGAAAAACAACAUUGCAGAUUUGAAGGUGGACGAACUCAACCUUGCUUGUCAAGAGGAUGAAGACAUGAAGCCUGAGAACCCAGCUAGUCAGAAGUCACAGCCGUGA
Bufo gargarizans (Asiatic toad) is the source of this 933-nucleotide messenger RNA. RefSeq names its product HORMA domain containing 1 (gene HORMAD1). The transcript has 12 exons. Bases 1 to 933 code for a protein of 310 amino acids. NCBI's taxonomy places the organism in Eukaryota, Metazoa, Chordata, Amphibia, Anura, Bufonidae. The record is from RefSeq and is a predicted model, not a curated record.